Molecule: messenger RNA, 940 nt
Organism: Botrytis cinerea B05.10
Lineage: Eukaryota; Fungi; Ascomycota; Leotiomycetes; Helotiales; Sclerotiniaceae
Exons: 1
Coding region: 299-898 (199 amino acids)
Source: RefSeq, a predicted model, not a curated record
GAGUGCAAUCAGUGUUGCAGCCUUGUUCACGACAAGCAUUGAGUGUUUUGACAUUCUUAUCGCUGGAAAAAACUUUAGUGAAGAUUUCGAGCAGUUGCUUGCUUUGGUAUAACUCAUCAUUCCAGACGAUGCUUACUUUUACCAACCUGUAUAGUUCUCAUUAGAGCUUGCUCAGUUUGAACUCUGCCGCGACUCUGUGGGAUCAAUUCCUGAACCAAACACUGGUCGACGUUUGAAGUAUGAUAAGAACAUUGACAGACCUGACAUUCGGCCAGGAGUAGAGAGAAUCCUCAACAACAUGAAGUCACUGCUUGAAGAAGGCUCUAAGAUCAACAAAAAGUACUGCGAGACAUCACCAAGCUCCCAACUGACGUCCCAAGGUAUGCAAAUCUUCAAGACUUCAUUCGAACGAUUCAAGUUUCGAAUCAGAAAACAUCAAAAAGAUACCUCUGCUUGGAAAGUGACUCCUUGGGCCGUGCAUGAUGCGCGAAAAUUUGAAAGCUUGAUUGAACGACUAAAAAGAUAUUUUGAUGGGCUUGAAAGUAUCACUGUCUCUCUUGGGCUUCUGAAAGAUCAGCAUUCUAUACUAAGACAAGAAAUCGAUAGCAUAUCAGAUGUGAAAAGUCUGCGAUUGCUUCGAGAUGCCAUUUCAAGCCACAAAGGUUCUGCUACUCUAGACGUUUCAGACACUACACGCAGCCGUGUGGUCAGAAUUGAGGAGAAUGAAUAUAUUACCAGGAAUAUCGCAAGAUUCUUGUCUGCUCAUAGCUCGAGUUUAUCAUUCAAAAAUGCGUUGUCAAAACCAUCGCAAGUGAUCGACAGUCUAAUUUCCUCGGCACCGCAACCGCCUGGAGCUUGGCUACCGCUAAUUAAAAAUUCUACUUCAAUGUGUUCUUAGAGGCAACGCAUAUCACAUUAGCAUAGGUUCUAUAACUGUCCA